GAAGACAACACUCGUCCUCCUCUAGGUGGGAUUUUCAUUUCACGGGCCUCUGCUCUCUCCUUUCUUAUAUCAUCAUCGUCUCCUCUGGUUCACUGAUUCCUUUGGCUUCUUCAAUUUUCUUGAUAAUUAAUUGAGAUUUAUCAGUAACCAUGGAUGCUGAUUCUUGGGCCGCUCGUCUAUCUUCUACUUCCAGGCGCUAUCAAUCCGCUUCCCAGUCUCGAUCUGGGAUGAGAUGGGAGGGUAUCGAUGCGGAAAUGUUGAUAGGUUUCGAAGAAAUCGACAUGGUAGAUGAUGAUGUGAGAGAGGAGUUUCCAUGCCCGUUUUGUUCCGAAUAUUACGAUAUCGUUGGAUUAUGCUGCCAUAUUGAUGAUGAGCACCCUGUUGAGGCCAAGAACGGGGUGUGUCCAGUUUGCGAAAUGAGGGUGGGGGUUGAUAUGGUUGCACACAUAACAUUGCAGCAUGGGAAUAUCUUCAAGAUGCAGCGCAAGAGGAAAUCACGCAAAGGGGGUUCUCAUUCGACACUUUCACUGCUAAGGAGGAAACUGCGAGAAGGAAAUUUACAGUCUCUCUUAGGAGGGUCUUCCUUUAUAGCUCCUUCGAGUAGUGCUGCACCUGACCCAUUACUGUCAUCGUUUAUUUUGCCUAUGGCUGAUGAUUUUGGGAGUGCUCAGCCACGCUCUUCUGCUGAAGCCAUCUCAGCUAUGAAGAGCACUCCAGAAAACGUAUCUGAAAGAAAACAACCUCCAUUGUCAAUUAAGGAUAAAGAGGAGAGGACAAAGAGGAGCGAGUUUGUUCAAGGACUGCUGUUGUCCACAAUUCUCGACGAUAACUUGUGAAGGGACCUGCCAUUGGCGCACUCAUGGACACACUCGAAUUCACGGAUAAUGGCCGCAUGUUGAGUGGUUUGCCUAGUCGUUCUGAUGUAUGAAAAUCCAACCAUGGAAUAAGAUGUAGUUACAAGUGUUUUGUGUCUCUCUAGUAGAAUAGUUGUUAGGUUUCCAACUCCUGUAUUCCUUUCCAAAUAUAAGUUAAUGCUUUGACUAUAUACAUAUAUAUAUAAUUAAAAGUAGCUUGCCCAA
Messenger RNA from Ipomoea nil (Japanese morning glory), 1079 nucleotides. Its product is annotated as protein DEHYDRATION-INDUCED 19 homolog 3. The coding region runs from base 150 to 836 and encodes 228 amino acids. NCBI's taxonomy places the organism in Eukaryota, Viridiplantae, Streptophyta, Magnoliopsida, Solanales, Convolvulaceae. The transcript is spliced from 5 exons. The record is from RefSeq and is a predicted model, not a curated record.